This is a messenger RNA of Solea solea (common sole), 1137 nucleotides long. Its product is annotated as retinal cone rhodopsin-sensitive cGMP 3',5'-cyclic phosphodiesterase subunit gamma-like. The transcript has 3 exons. The record is from RefSeq and is a predicted model, not a curated record. NCBI's taxonomy places the organism in Eukaryota, Metazoa, Chordata, Actinopteri, Pleuronectiformes, Soleidae. Gene Ontology annotation, molecular function: 3',5'-cyclic-nucleotide phosphodiesterase activity; cGMP binding. The annotation marks the transcript as partial. Gene Ontology annotation, biological process: positive regulation of epidermal growth factor receptor signaling pathway; positive regulation of G protein-coupled receptor signaling pathway; visual perception. Gene Ontology annotation, cellular component: photoreceptor outer segment membrane.
AAACUGAACUAUUUUUUUUGUCCAAAAGUCUCCAGGAUGAACGCAGCAGCAGCAGGUGAAGGCAACAAAGCUGCACCGCCCAAGUUCAAGAAGAAGGAGACGAGGCAGUUCAAGAGCAAGGCCCCCAAAGCUGGACAGAAAGGUUUUGACAAUGAUGUCCCAGGGAUGGAUGGUCUUGGAGACUCAGCAGUGGUUUGCCCAUGGGAGGCAUUCGGCAACAUGGAGCUGAGCGACCUGGCUCAGUUUGGCAUCGUCUAGACGAGGGGCUCCUGGGGAGGGGGGAGGGCGUGGCUGUUAUUUCCUGAUUCUGGACAGAUGUUGUUUCACAGUGUGGUUACUGAAUUUAUAUGAGGAGAUGACAGUGCAGUGUUCACUGUGAGGCAGAUCUCUGCAGUGUCAGGAUUAAACAGAACCUUUAAAGGAAUACUUCACCGAUUUGCAUUUAGCUUUGGUGGGAAGCACAAUUUUUCAAAAAUACUACCCCUAUUCUAGUAAUACAAAGCUAAAUGCAAAUCGGUGAAGUAUUCCUUAAACCAAACCCACAAGAGGAAUGUUCUACUUUUGUCAAAGCUGUUUGAAUGUACUUAUAUUUAUUUUUGCAAUAUAAGCUAAAUGUGAAAGAGUACCAUUUAUUAAAGAGGUUGCAUGUUGCAGAGGGAUAUUCCUCAGCAAUGUAGCCUACAGUUAGCAUCACAAGAUGUUUAGUUAAAGCAUGGUGGUCUAAAAUAUUUUAUAUACAAAUGAAAAUAACCUCAUCUACAUCCACAUUGGAGCAUUUGAUAUGAUGGUUUUAGCUCAUGUGUACAGGAUAGAAACUGUAUAUCUUGAAUAAAAAUUAUUUUCCUUACAAUUAUAUUGUGUGUUUUUUCAACUGUCGAAAGUAAAAAAAAGAAUCUGACUCUACUGUCAUCUGCUGAACAGCACAAUUUUGACCCUUAUCUUUAUUAUGAUGUUAUAUUUUCUGUAUGAAUGAAUAACUUUAUGUUUAUCACAUUGUUUUCUUUAACCUGAAAUAUCAAUACAUUUGUAUUGAUCCCAAAAAAUCAGCUGGUUGCACAUUGAUUUGUGCAAAAAAAAAAAAAUCAGUCCAAAAUCCUUUUCAGCCCCUGAUAAUGUCUGUAGAAUUGAAUCCAGACA